Neogale vison (American mink) is the source of this 1850-nucleotide messenger RNA. RefSeq names its product sodium voltage-gated channel beta subunit 1 (gene SCN1B). The coding region runs from base 633 to 1190 and encodes 185 amino acids. The record is from RefSeq and is a predicted model, not a curated record. Lineage: Eukaryota; Metazoa; Chordata; Mammalia; Carnivora; Mustelidae. Gene Ontology annotation, cellular component: voltage-gated sodium channel complex. Gene Ontology annotation, biological process: regulation of heart rate by cardiac conduction; cardiac muscle cell action potential involved in contraction; sodium ion transport. Gene Ontology annotation, molecular function: sodium channel regulator activity. The transcript is spliced from 6 exons.
CUGCUCCCGGAGCCCCGCAGGCUGCAAUGUGACACCCACAGCCGCGGGAGGGGGUGGGGGAAGGCGGCGCCCGGAGACUGGGACGGGGGAGACCGAGAGGCAUGGAGAGAUGGGGACGCAAGGGAAGGCGCGAGAGGCGCAGCGACUCGGAGUACUCCGGAGCGCUCCGCUGAGACUGGGAGUCGGGAAUAACGGGGGAGAAGGAGACCGAGAAGGUUGUAGAGUGUGACAGAGAGAGGCCGAGAAGCGAGUUAGGAAUGGGAGCACCGGAGAGACAAACUUGAGAGAGGCAGGAGAGACGGAGACACAGGUAGACACUGGGAGAGGUGGAGUUUAAAAGAGACAGGGAAAGGUGGAGAGAGAGACCGGGAGAGGCCGACGGAGCCUGGAAAGAGGACACAAAGUGAUACAGACUCCGUAAGGGAUAUAAAGUAAGGGAGACAGACACAGAGGUAUUCAAGGAGUUAGAAAGAGCAGCGGAGGAAGACAAGGAGUUCCCAAGACUCACAGAGGGAGACUCGGGGACAAGGAAACAGACCCGGAGCUGGAGCCAGAGAGGCUCAGCAUUAUCUGUGUCCUCAGCCUGGGGGGGCUGCGUGGAGGUGGACUCAGAGACCGAGGCCGUGUACGGAAUGACCUUCAAAAUUCUGUGCAUCUCCUGCAAGCGACGCAGCGAGACCACCGCCGAGACCUUCACGGAGUGGACCUUCCGCCAGAAGGGCACUGAGGAGUUCGUCAAGAUCCUGCGCUAUGAGAACGAGGUCCUACAGCUGGAGGAGGAUGAGCGUUUUGAGGGCCGGGUGGUGUGGAAUGGCAGCCGGGGCACCAAGGACCUGCAGGACCUGUCCAUCUUCAUCACCAACGUCACCUACAACCACUCCGGCGAUUAUGAGUGCCACGUCUACCGCCUGCUCUUCUUUGAGAACUACGAGCACAACACCAGCGUCGUCAAAAAGAUCCACCUUGAGGUGGUGGACAAAGCCAACAGAGACAUGGCGUCCAUCGUGUCAGAGAUCAUGAUGUAUGUGCUCAUCGUGGUGUUGACCAUAUGGCUCGUAGCAGAGAUGGUUUACUGCUACAAGAAGAUUGCUGCAGCCACUGAGGCCGCCGCACAAGAGAACGCCUCGGAAUACCUGGCCAUCACCUCAGAAAGCAAGGAGAACUGUACGGGUGUCCAGGUGGCCGAAUAGCCCCGGUAAGGCCCUGGGCUCCACCUCAAGGAAGAGCCAGCCCUGAUGGGGAACAUCUGGGCACAGCCUGCCCCCAAUGGGGGUUGGCCAUUCCUGGACCUCCACGAGCCUCAGAGUCCUGCCAACGGAGCCGCCUGGGUGGGAGGGGGCAGGGGGCUUGGCUCACACCCCCAAUCCAGCCUAUUUCCUCCUGCCCCAUCGCCCACCCGCACCAUGCAUGAUGGGUAAAGCAAUACUGCCCCUGCCCUCACCCCUGCUUCUGCUGCCUGUUUAGGAGGGGGGCGGUGAGGCGGGGGCAGCGGCUCCGCACCCUUCCUUCUUGCUGAUUUGCACACAUUGGCCGCUUCAGAUGCACACUACUGGGGCCCAGCACCCCCUGCCCUCCUCCCCCACCCAGCAGGGGGGGGGUUCCGGUUGGGGCGGCACAGUUUGGGGCAGGGGGUUUCUGGGACCCACUCCGACCGAAGACCCCCCCGGCGACACUUCCCUCCUUCCUCUGGCUGGACCUGGGGUCCCCUCUCCCUGUGAUGCACUCUUGCCCCAGCCCCGCCCUGCCCUCUCUCACCAGCCUUGGACUGGGGCCACUUAGGAAGGCCCAUUCAGCCUCUUCUCUCUUCACACAAGUAGUUUUGUUCAUGAAAUAAAGAUUCUUGGACUUGA